Molecule: messenger RNA, 5208 nt
Organism: Teleopsis dalmanni
Lineage: Eukaryota; Metazoa; Arthropoda; Insecta; Diptera; Diopsidae
Exons: 1
Coding region: 1-5208 (1735 amino acids)
Biological process (GO): DNA integration
Molecular function (GO): nucleic acid binding
Source: RefSeq, a predicted model, not a curated record
AUGAUACACAAGCAAGGUGCAAUUUGUGUAUCACUGAAGCGACUCAUAGCAGGCAUCAAUCGUCAAACAGGCGUUCAGAUGAAAUCCUUUUAUGAAGUGAAUAUGGGAAGAAUUGAGAAGCUAUGGAAUGAGAUUGAAUCCAUUAAUUUUGAGAUUUGGGAGUACACCAACAAUCCGACUACAGUGGGAUAUAAACUCGAUGAGUAUCUCGAAAUAGAAGAAUUGGUUCAGUCAACUUUAAUUUCGUUAGCUUCAAUGAAAGCAAAUAAUGAACAAUUACAACAAGGAAUCAGUAAACCAGACAGCGCUGGGAUAUCACUGCCUAAGGUAACAAUACCAAAAUUCGAUGGCGAUUAUUUGAAGUGGUGUCAAUUCUAUGAUUUGUUCACCGAAAUGAUUCACAAGCAGCAGCUUUCUAACGCUCAGAAAAUGUGGUAUCUCAAAGGUAGUUUAACAGGAGAAGCAGAAGGUUUAGUCCGACACCUGUCAAUAACCAACGAGAAUUAUCAAACGGCAUGGAAUCUGCUACAAGAACGAUAUCACAACAAAAGAAUUAUUGUAGCAACAAUCAUUCAAAGAAUUCUAAAUCAACCAAUAAUAUCAACCAAUCCUUCAGCGACAGAAAUAAGGACACUCCAUGAUGUUACUUUCGAAGGAUUGCUGGCACUGAAGAAUGUGGGACUCGAAACUGAUUCAUGGUCCCCGCUACUGCUUCAUAGUUUGCUCCUCAAACUAGAUAAGCAGACUCGCAUUUUGUAUGAACAGUCGCUGAAUCAUCCAAGAGAGGUUCAGUCGAUUAAGGAGUUCAUGAUCUUCCUGGAAUCACGAUUCCAGUCCUUAGAGGCGAUUGGCCAUAGGGAGAAGCCAUGCUUAGCAAAAACCCUUGCCACAACUAUGGGAAAGGCAAAUAUAUCAACCUGUAAGAUCUGUAAUAAUGGAUCACAUCCGAUAUAUUAUUGCAAAACAUUCUUGCAAUCAACACCACAAGGUCGUAUCAAGACGGUACAAAAACUUAGACUGUGCUUGAACUGCUUACGUACAGGCCAUAGGGCAGCAGAAUGCAAAAGUUCCCGGUGCAACAAGUGCAGCAAGAACCACAAUUCGUUGUUGCACUUAUCAGAGUCUUCCAAGACAACACACAAAUCGAUCAAUGUCAAAUCAGAUUCAUUGGUUGAGAAACCCGGUCAUCAACCUUCUACUGUAAUCACAGCAUUAACACAAAAUAAGGGAUACGUUCUUCUUAGUACAGUUAAUAUGAAAAUAGCUACGUUUGAUGGUGAUUUCAUUGAGUGCAGAGCAAUACUCGAUUCUGGAUCACAAAUAAACUUAAUCACAGAAAAACUGGCAAGAAAAUUAAAAUUGCAGUUACACUCAUCACCGUUAUGGAUAGAAGGAAUUGGUAGAAGCAAAAGGGACACAAAAUACAGUGUGACAACAAAAAUUCAGUCUCGAAUUAAUGAUUUCAAUGUAAAUAUCAACGCAUUCGUGAUGCCUCGAAUUAUCUCAGCCCAACCAACACAGUGUCUGGACACUUCUGGUUGGUCAAUUCCUCAAAAUAUAAAAUUGGCUGAUCCAGACUUCGCGAAUCCAAAUCAAAUUGACUUAUUAAUUGGAGCAGAAUUCUAUCACAGCUUUUUAUCGAUUGGUCAAAUCAAAAUAGAUGAGGGUCUACCUGCACUUCAGAACACGGUUUUCGGAUGGAUAUGCAGUGGCAAAGUUAGCAACGGUAAUCAAAAAUUACUUACCUGUGGCAUGUGCAGCGAAGCUGACGACGAAGCAUUGGAUAAUAUACUUACUAAAUUCUGGCAAUUGGAGGAAAUCAAUCAAACGGAUGACAAAUUCACUGAUGCAGAAAAGAAAUGUGAAGAAUCUUUUGCUCAAAAUACUCACCACAAUCAUGAAGGGCGAUUUGUCGUGAAACUACCAUUUAAGGAGGAUACAACUGUUCUUGGUGAAUCCAUGCAGAUGUCGAUGAAUCGAUUUUUUAGUCUUGAACGUCGGCUGUUGAAGAAUUCUGAACUAAAGAAGAUGUACGUUGACUUCAUGCGAGAGUAUGAACAUCUCGGCCACAUGGAAAAAAUCAAUCAGGAUGAUAUAAUGCAUCCACAUUACAUUUUGCCACAUCAUUGUGUAAUCAAGGCAGAUAGUACUACAACAAAGCUUCGAGUGGUGUUUGAUGCAUCUGCAAGAACAUCAACCGGAGUCUCACUCAAUGACAUCAUGCAUAAUGGUCCAGUCGUGCAAAACGAACUCUCAUCCAUUUUACUGCGUUUCAGGAAACCACGCUUCGUUUUUACAACAGAUAUUGAAAAGAUGUAUCGGCAGAUACUAAUUGAUCCACGAGAUGAAUAUCUUCAAAUCAUUAUCUGGCGAGAGUCACCAGAAGAAAACUUGUGCUAUUACAAAUUAAAAACGGUAACGUAUGGCACAAGAGCAGCGCCGUAUCUGGCAACUAAGUGUCUACAAACCCUGGCCAGAGAGCAUGCCGUUAAAUUUCCGCUUGGUUCCGCUACACUCAGCAAGGAUUUUUAUGUCGAUGACGGUUUAAGUGGCUCAGACAGUCUCAUGGAGGCAAUUGCAACAAAGGAUCAACUUAUUAAAAUAUUGGCGACAGCUGGUUUCAAACCUCGCAAGUGGUGCGCAAAUAAUGCCCAAUUACUUCAAGGACUCGCUCCAGAAGAUCAAGAAGUGGAUCUCGAUGUCAGCAGUGAGUCACAUAAGACAGUAAAAACUUUAGGCCUUAUCUGGCUACCAAAAUCUGAUCAGUUUUCAAUAAAAACUAACGGACCUAUACACAGCAAAAUAACAAAGAGGACCGUAAGUUCCGAGUUGGCGCACAUUUUUGAUCCACUUGGAUUAAUGGCUCCCGUAGUAGUGAAGGCGAAAAUAUUUGUUCAAAGAUUGUGGCAGUUAAAACUUUCGUGGGAUGAAGCUCUGCCUGCUGAAAUGCAUACUCAAUGGACCCAUUUUCGUCAGAGCUUAUGUGAAAUAAACAAUGUGAAGAUUCCACGACAUAUAUGUCAUCAUAAACAACCAAGGAAUACUCAGAUUCAUGUAUUUACUGAUGCCUCCGAAAGGGCCUAUGGAGCUGCCAUUUACAUCAGAGCCGAAAUGACUGAUCGAACUAUCUCAGUUCAGUUACUUUGUUCAAAAUCACGCGUCGCUCCAUUAAAAACGCAGACAAUACCAAGACUUGAGUUAUGUGCGGCUUUACUAGGAGUACAAUUGGUAGUAAAGGUAAAAAAGGAUUUGGAAUAUGAACAUCAUCCGAUAUUUAUGUGGACUGAUUCUGAGAUAACAUUGCAUUGGAUCAAUUCAGAACCAUCAACAUUCCAAACUUUCGUUGCUCAUCGUAUCAGUAAGAUUCAGCAAUUAACACUAAAGGAACAGUGGAGGCAUGUCAAUACUAAACAAAACCCAGCUGAUUUAUUAUCCAGAGGUGUAGAUCCAAUUUACAUUCAGAAAAAUGCAAUGUGGUUUUAUGGGCCAAUUUUCCUUCAUGGAAAUCAAGAAUGCUGGCCCCAACCAUUCCGUCAGGAAUUGAUAACAUCCGACCAUAUACAAGCGGAAGUCAAAAGGAAGGUACAUGUGCUUACAAUUUCACAUGAUGAUGAACUAAUCAAAAUGAUUUAUACGAUAAGGCAUGGAAACUCAUUCAUAAGGUUGCAACGAAUUCUUGGCUAUGUGUUGAGAUUCAUCAAAGGGUUACGUAAUAAGAGCAAGCACAGCGACAUCAAUUUGACACCAUUAGAACUGGAUGAGUCAUUACUCAUAAUUAUAAAAGCCAUACAGCUAAGUGAUUUCAAUGAAGAACGACAUCAACUCUUAAAGAAAAGGGAUCUGAAGGGAAGCAGUAGUCUCCACGGACUUUCUCCAUUUAUUGAUGAUAGUGGCGUCAUCAGGGUUGGAGGUCGAUUGACGUCAUCACAUCUUACCUACGAUGCCAAACACCCCAUGCUGCUGCCAUAUAACGAUCCAAUAGCUAAGCUCAUAAUGAAACAUUUACAUGAGAAGGGACUUCACUGCGGACCGCAAACAUUAUUAGCCCAGUGCAGGCAGCGAUUUUGGCCAAUAAAAGGCAAGAUUAUGGCUCGAUCCAUUGUGCAACAUUGUGUACAAUGCACUCGAGUACGCCCACACAUGUUCAAACAAAUCAUGGGCAAUCUACCAGCUGACAGAGUCCAAGCUCAAAGACCUUUUUUCAACGCAGGUGUGGACUUCUGUGGUCCCAUAUGGAUACACCACAAAAUUAGAGGCAAAAGACCAUGCAAAGCGUACAUCGCAGUGUUUUGCUGCUUCUCUACGAAGGCAGUACAUUUGGAAGUUGUUAGUGAUCUCACCACAGAUACAUUCUUAGGCGCUUUGAACCGGUUUACGUCAAGAAGAGGUCGAUGUCAGAACUUAUAUUGUGACAACGCGACUAAUUUUGUGGGCGCUAAAAAUCAAAUGAACGAGUUAGCUGAAAGCAUUCACAGCACAAAUGCUAAAAACAACAUAAUAAGAUCCUGUUCAGCUCAAGGAAUUGCUUUUCAUUUUAUACCUCCGAGAGCACCACAUUUCGGAGGAUUAUGGGAAGCCGCUGUCAAAUCAGCUAAAUAUCUAUUGGUGCGAACUAUUGGCAACGUGUCACUCACUUACGAGGAAUUGGAAACAGUGGUAACCCAAAUUGAAAGUAUGCUAAACUCCAGACCAAUAACACCGUUGUCAUCAGACCCAAAUGACCCGGCUGCCCUCACACCAGGACACUUCUUAAUAGGAGAACCACUAACAGCCCUUCCAAGUAGGUCAGAAACUACAACCAAACAAUCGCUUUUAACCAGGUGGAAGCUGGUGAAUCAUCUAAAAAACGAGUUCUGGUCAAGAUGGUCAAAGGAGUAUCUUAAUGAGCUACAGUGUCGCACUAAAUGGAAGGACCAAUCACCUGACGUCAAAGAAGGAAUGCUGGUAAUCAUUCAAGAAGACAACGCUUCUCCGCUUCAAUGGCCUCUGGGCAGAAUCAUCAAAUGCUAUUCCGGUAAUGAUGGAAGAAUCAGAGUUGUAGAUGUCAAAACGAAAAACGGGAUUUGGAAGCGUCCAAUACAUCGGCUAGCACCAUUAUUGUCGGAAGAUUGUUCAACCCCCAUGAUGCAACUUGAUAGAUGUGAUGAAGAAAAGCCUAGAAAACGAGCAAAACUCAACAGCAACAUGCAAUGUCCAAGGUCGAAGUAG